Molecule: messenger RNA, 1287 nt
Organism: Prorocentrum cordatum
Lineage: Eukaryota; Dinophyceae; Prorocentrales; Prorocentraceae
Source: the annotation of a GenBank genome assembly
GAGGGAAGGAGAGACUCAUGCAGCAUGCGGGUGACGUGGCACAGAGUAUAUGCGCACGGAGGCACUCCUGAAAAAACUGGAUAGGGCAGGGACGCGAGCACCUGCCUCGACACACUUCAGAACGCCAACGCGGCCACUGCGAGUUAUCACUGCCAACGCCAGCUGUACACAUUGGCGCGCGACGCCAGCUCGCACUUUAUGGACGACUGGAGCGCGGUGUCGUGGAUGCCGCUGUCGUUCUUGCCCGUGAAGCUGGGCUGGAAAACCACCUGUGGGCAGCGGAAGCGCUCGCUGCCCACGGUUACGAUGUUCCCGUCAAGGGAGCUCUUACGCCUUCUCCCGCUCGGGCUUCUCCGUGGCGGUCUGCAUCUCGGCGUCGAAGCCACGCGCGAUGUAGCAGCAGAGUUUCUCCUUGACGUCGCGCACGAUCUCUCGCCCAGCCAGGGUGGUGGAAGAGUAGCCACGUCUGGUGAGGAGUUUCAUCAAGGCCCCGACUGUACCCCGUGGGGCCCACGCCCGCCAACUACAGGCGCAGACUCGCACGCGGCAGCGCGCGGUCUUCUCGCAGGUGGGCACCGCGUGCGACACGCCGCCGCCGGAACUCACAACGACGAGCCCUGUUGUGCGGCCAGGAGCGCACAGCGAGAGCACUGCCUGGAGCGCGAACUACACCGCCAGCCAGCGCGCUGGACGUCUCAAACAUGAUCUGCGUCAUGCGUUCCCUAUUCGGCAUCGGAUUCUGGGGUGCCCCCGUGAGGAGCAGAGCCACGCGGAUCCGGUUGUGAAAGGUAUGGUUCCGGAUCUUCUCCAUGUCGUCCCAAUUGCUCACGAUGCCAUGCUCAAUGGGCUACUUCAGGGCCUGGACGCCGCGCUUGCAUUCUGCCUCGUCGUCCACUUAGCUGUCCUUCUGACCCAUGCCGGCCAUGAUCACUGGCAUCUCUGGACGGCCGCCAAUGGAGGGAGAGGAACACGGCGCGCAGCGCGUCCUCGCCCGCGAAGCCGGCCUUGCUCAUGCCACUGCGCCAAUCGCGCUGGCUGCGAGUCACCCGAACCAUGCAAUCGCAUAACUGUCCGUGACAAUGGCAUGCAAAAGAGGCGCUAACAACAUUGGGAGUGGCUACACCUCUGGAGCGGACCAGGAGGCAGAGUGCAACCAGGGACAGACCAAAUGCACUGAGAUACUAGAAAAACUCUGCUCCUCUGGGGAGAACCAGGAGGCAGGCUCACGCCUGGGCCGGACCAGGCGCAGCGAAGAAAAAACCUGGGGCCUCUGAAACCCCCCGAGCU